UCUCUGCGUCAAAGACUCAAAGAUACAAUAACUGUCUGCAAAGAACAAAGCUUUUCUCAUAGGAAAAAAAGUUUUUUUUUUUGCUCUUCAGAAAUCAAACAGACAAAGACUUUGUGUUGUUGUUGCCUUUGCUUAUAUAAUCUUAUACUUCAACAAAAAGGGAAAAGAAAAAAAAAACACAAAGCCAAAUAAUCUCUCUCUCUCUCUCUCUCUCUCUCUGUGUUCCAUGGACUUGCAACUGAAGCAAUGGAGGAGAAGCCAGCAGCAGAAUGAGUCAGAAGAACAAGCUUCUCCAACAAAAACUACAAAACUUGUCUUUGAUCAAUCCUUAACUGCUGCAACUUCUACUGCUCUUCCCCUCUUUGCUCCUGAACCUGAAACUGAACCCACCUCUUCUAAGCUCUCCUCCUUGUCGGGUUUUGCUCCUGAUUCUUCCUCCAGGUCUCCAAAAUUCGUAGAGAUGAGGAGUUUCUUCAGCUGGAAUCAGUGGCAAGAACUUGAGCUACAAGCUCUGAUCUACAGAUACAUGUUGGCUGGUGCUGCUGUUCCUCAGGAGCUCCUUUUGCCCAUCAGGAAAAGCCUUCUUCAUCGCUCCCCUUCCUAUUUCCUUCACCACUUCUCUGCUCAUCAUCAACCGCCUUGGUAUGGGGGAAGGGCUGUGAUGGAUCCGGAGCCGGGGCGGUGCAGGAGGACGGACGGCAAGAAAUGGAGGUGUUCGAGGGACGUUGUCGUGGGUCACAAGUACUGCGAGCGGCACAUGCACCGAGGUCGGAACCGUUCAAGAAAGCCUGUGGAAAUCCCCACUCCUCCUACAGCCACAACCAUGGCUAACGCUGUUACAGCAACCCCAGCCGCUAACGUCCAAUCUUCAUUCGCUUUCGGCCGUGGAGGUGGUGGUGGGGAGGAGACGGGUAAUGGGCAGAGUUUCUUCUUCUCAUCAUGUCCUUCACAAUCUUCUCAGCUUCUCAACAGUAGUCAAAGUUGUUCGGGGACUAAGACAGGGAACAGCAGCAAGAACAAGAGACCGUACGAAGCGUCGUCCCACAGACCAGACGGCGGCCACAUCCUGAGACGGUUCUUCGACGACUGGCCACGUGGCAGUGACGGUGACUCGGCGGCCGAGAUGACGUCAUCGUCCAGCCCCAUGAGCUCGGCGGCGACGAGCCUCACUAUCUCCAUGGCCGGAAACCCUUCUUCCUCCUCUGAUGUCUCCUUGAAACUGUCAACGGGCAACGAAGAAGAGGAAAACGGUAAUAACGGUAUGGGUAACGGUAAUAACGGCUGGUGGGGCGGCGGCGGAAGCGGCGGCCCGUUGGCUGAGGCUCUGAGGUCUUCGGUGGCGGCGACGUCGGUCUCUCCGACCAGCGUCUUGCAUCAGCUUGGGAUUACGACUCAAUCCUUUCACUGAAUAUUGUUGUAAUAAUAAUAAUUAAAAUAAAAAAAAUCUUGAUAGACAUUGUUUUUAGUUUCUUUUAAUGUGUGGUUCUUUUGGGUGUUUU
Molecule: messenger RNA, 1499 nt
Organism: Tarenaya hassleriana
Lineage: Eukaryota; Viridiplantae; Streptophyta; Magnoliopsida; Brassicales; Cleomaceae
Product: growth-regulating factor 3-like
Exons: 5
Coding region: 227-1408 (393 amino acids)
Biological process (GO): DNA-templated transcription; regulation of DNA-templated transcription; developmental process
Cellular component (GO): nucleus
Molecular function (GO): ATP binding
Source: RefSeq, a predicted model, not a curated record